This is a messenger RNA of Daktulosphaira vitifoliae (grape phylloxera), 1657 nucleotides long. RefSeq lists its product as uncharacterized. The record is from RefSeq and is a predicted model, not a curated record. Lineage: Eukaryota; Metazoa; Arthropoda; Insecta; Hemiptera; Phylloxeridae. The transcript has 4 exons. Gene Ontology annotation, cellular component: tRNA-intron endonuclease complex. Gene Ontology annotation, biological process: tRNA splicing, via endonucleolytic cleavage and ligation; tRNA-type intron splice site recognition and cleavage. The coding region runs from base 246 to 1088 and encodes 280 amino acids. Gene Ontology annotation, molecular function: tRNA-intron lyase activity; nucleic acid binding.
AGAAUGAGCUUAAGGUAGAUCUGUAAAAGAAGUCUAAAUUAUUUUAUUACUAUUGUUUAAAACAUUUUCAUGGAUUAUUUUAUUGUGUAUUUUUCGAGAAGAUUUUAAAUUCUAAAUAAGAAAAUAUUCAAAUAUUAAUAAUAAUUUGUAUUCAAAUAGAAAUGUUUUCUGUUAUAAUGUGAACUUUUAAAUUUAGAAAUCUAUUAGUAUUUUAAUGAAAUAUUUGUUUAUAUCCUGUAAAAGCUAUGAGUUUAACAAAUAGCAAGAAAAGUGAAUAUAUUUCAAUACAUUUGAUAAAUGGUAAAUUUUUCAUUUGGUCUCCAAAUGAUUGGUAUAUUUUGAGAUCAAAGUAUCGUAUAUUGGGUAACUUGGUUGGUUCCCUUUCAUCUACACCACGUCAAGAAGAACAAAAUGGUCUCCCUUCUUUAUUAAUGCCAGAAGAAGCUAGAAUAAUAGUUGAGAAUUCCAUUGGACGAAUAGUUAAAUAUUCAUCUAAAAUUUUUAAUAAAGAGGAAAUAAAAGUUCAGGAAGAACUUGAUAAUUUUGAAAUUAGAAAAAUAUAUGCAGAAAAUAAGGCUCAUAUGAUAAGCGAACUUGUGAAGUCAGUUAUAUUAUGUGAUGAUUAUGAUAAAAAUGGUGAAAAAAUUGUUAAGUUAAAAAGAGAAAUUUCUAAUAUUAAACCAUAUGAUGCAUCAUCUAAAGUAUUAAUUCAUUUAUUUGAUAAUGAAGGAUUAGAAGCCACAAAUGCUGAACUACCAGAAAUUAAAACAGACCAUGAAAAGUUAAGAUACAAAGUCUUUAAAGAUUUGUGGACUAAAGGAUUCUAUCUUACAUGUGGUAUUAAAUUUGGUGGAGACUUUUUAGUUUAUAAUGGAGAUCCACUUACUUACCAUGCUCAAUAUAUUGUUAACUGCAAUAAUAUGGAUUUUCAAAGUAUAAUAUGUGGAAGUAGAAUUGGUUCAAUUACAAACAAAAAAAUGGUUAUAGCUCAAAAUGUAGGCACAGAUAUUCAAUAUUCUAUUUUAUAUUUUGAGAAAUCUAAAGUUAAAACUAAAGAAACAUUACAACUUAAUAUGCAUAAUUAUUAAAAUAUUAACACUAUAGACUUUAAAAUUGUUACAUAUGUGGCCAAUUUAUUUGUAAAUUGUUAUACUUUUAAAUAUAAAUAUCAGAUUAUACCAUUUUGCUAUAAAAUAAAUCUUAAAAUGUUAGUAAAAUAAUAUAUAAACUUAUACAAAUAUUAUAAUUUUUUUACUGUAAUAUUGUUACCUUGAAUCAUAUUUACUUGAUUAAAUUCUACUAAAGAGCAAAAUAACAUAAUAUCAUUGGUUUCCUAGUGCCGGAGAAUUCUUUAAAGGGAAACUUAAGUUGCAUUACUGUCAUAGAAUUAUUAAAAAUGUCAUUUCAACUUAAUUUUUAGAAUUAUUUUGACUUAAUUUUCUUCUUAAAAGAAGAAUAUAAUUAUGACAAAGUUUUUAAAAAUUUUCUUUCUCUAAAAAAAAGAACUAUUUGUAACUUGUUAGAAUUGUUUGAAAGAGUAGUUUUCCACUAUUAAAUUUUCAUCUGAAGUCAUAUUAAUGUUAUACUCAAACUGUAUAUUUUACUAAAUACAAAAUUAAGACAAAUAUUUAUAUUUUUAAGUAAUCAGCAUAAUUUU